CUUCAACCGCAUUUACGAGCAUUGACACAACUGCGCCUGCCCUUCCCUGCUCUCAUGCCCGUCCCCACUCACAAACGUCUUGCGUGCGCUCAAGCAGAGUCAGCCUGGCUCGACUUACGCGCCGGCAUCGAGAAGACUAAGCGCCUCAUCAAGGAUGCAAAAGCUCAGGGCGCGGACAUCCUAGUCUUGCCGGAGCUUUGGCUGCCUGGCUACCCUUGGUAUCUGUGGGUGCUCCCGUACGCAGCGACCGUGCCUUACACCCUUAAGUAUCAAGCAGCGGGGAUGAAGGUCGAUGGUCCGGAGAUGAAGGAACUGCAGCAGGCUGUAAAGGAAGCCGGCAUUGUACUGUCAGUUGGAUUUGCAGAGAAGCGAGGGGAGAGUCUCUGGAUGGCCAAUGCAAUCAUUGACGCGAAUGGCUCACUGGCCGCCAUCAAACGCAAGUGGAAGCCUACCGGUGUCGAGCGAGUCAUCUUUGGAGAUGCGUCGGGAGACGUAUUCAACACAGUAGCUCCGACAGCCGUAGGUCAGGUCGGUGCCCUGAUGUGCUGGGAACAUCUCAUCAAUCCCCUCAAGAUGCACUGCUAUCAACAGCACGAGACCGUCCACGCAGGCUCAUGGCCACCCAUUUUCCCUCAUGGCGGUAUGGAACACUAUGGUAUGAGCUACCAAGGCAUCAGGUCCAUUUCGGCUACUUAUGCCAUGGAAGGGGGCGCUUUCGUAGCCAUGUCUACUGGCAUGGUCUCUGAGGCAGGUGCCCGUCAAAUUGGCCUUGACUAUGCCGUCAGUGGCGAGCCUUUGCCCGCCGGCGCAUUCCAUACAAUCCCAGGAGGAGGCUACGCCACCAUCUUUGGACCCGACGGGCGACAGCUGACUGCCGACUUACCGCCAUCGCAGGAAGGCUUCGUCUGGGCGGAUCUGGACCCAACUUUGAUCAAGCUUGCUAAGCAGCUUGUCUGCCCUGCCGGCCACUAUGCCCGUCCCGAUCUAGCACAAUUGAUUAUCAAUAGUGAGGCGAAAGAGGUGGUGACCGGCGCGCGGAGUGUACUUGGCACAGACGGCGGGCCCACUGCUGGAUUGAAAGGACAAGGGCAGCUGGUUGAUGACUCAGAGGAAAAUGAUUGAGGCUUACGUCGCCCCACGCCUGAUGUUUUUGGGAUCUGUCAUGUUAUACAUUAUUCGUUGCGCUCGUGCCCGGCAGCAAAUCGGAAGAUCGUCCGUCUUCUGGUGGCACGUCCUCGUAUCCGAUAGAUAUCGGACAGCGUCCGUUCCUAGCUGCGCGGACAUAGCCCUUGCUGACACGAUGGGCAGGCAAGUGGGCAGGCGAGUGGGCAGACGAGUGAGCAGCAGAACAACAAUGUCAACACCCUGACCUCUUAUAGCUGAGGUAGUGGUGGAGCAGGUGGGCCACAAGAUCAACGUGCAGCGAUGACGUACUGUAUUGUACCCUUUCGGUUCGCAAUCGUCUUUGCGCAGUGCACGCGGC
Molecule: messenger RNA, 1483 nt
Organism: Microstroma glucosiphilum
Lineage: Eukaryota; Fungi; Basidiomycota; Exobasidiomycetes; Microstromatales; Microstromataceae
Product: carbon-nitrogen hydrolase
Exons: 4
Coding region: 55-1122 (355 amino acids)
Molecular function (GO): catalytic activity
Source: RefSeq, a predicted model, not a curated record